ACAUAUUUAAAAAGUUGAGAAUUAGGAAAACCCUUCCAGAGCCCUACAAAGUAGAACGUCAAACUGCGGGUGAGGUAGCGUCGGAACCAACCGGAGACUAGCGCAGGAAGCGACAAUGAUCAUCCCAGUGCGUUGCUUCACUUGCGGAAAGGUGAUUGGAAACAAAUGGGAUCGUUACCUCGAUCUUCUACAGGCUGACUAUUCCGAAGGGGAUGCACUUGAUGCACUGGGUUUGGUUCGUUACUGCUGUAGGCGAAUGCUCAUGACUCAUGUUGACCUUAUUGAGAAGCUUCUUAAUUACAAUACCCUGGAUAAGUCUGAUACCAGUUAGGCGGGGGAGAAGUUAUAUGCUUAUUCAUGUGCAGCAGUCAGUAUUGACGUUUUAUGGUGUCUGAGUCAAGAGAAAAGAA
Cucurbita pepo subsp. pepo (vegetable marrow) is the source of this 410-nucleotide messenger RNA. Its product is annotated as DNA-directed RNA polymerases I, II, and III subunit RPABC5. Gene Ontology annotation, molecular function: DNA binding; zinc ion binding. The record is from RefSeq and is a predicted model, not a curated record. Gene Ontology annotation, biological process: tRNA transcription by RNA polymerase III; transcription by RNA polymerase II; transcription by RNA polymerase I. Lineage: Eukaryota; Viridiplantae; Streptophyta; Magnoliopsida; Cucurbitales; Cucurbitaceae. Gene Ontology annotation, cellular component: RNA polymerase III complex; RNA polymerase I complex; RNA polymerase II, core complex.